AUGUGCACUCGACAACGCUCAGAUGGGCACUUGUCCGCGAAUGUCGACUUCAAAAGAACUCCAAUACUCAACUUUUUACAAGCGCAAAAUCACAUUUCCCAAAUAAGUGGAAUCUCCAAUUUUGCCAGCUCCGGAUACGUCUCAUACGACGCUCAAUCCAAGAUCAUCAAAAGAAGCCCUGCCAUUUGUGCAGCCCUUGACGGCAUCUACUCCGGACAUUUUACCUUCCCGAUUCGGUAUAUUGUAUGGGCAUUUUUCGGAGCCUUUGCAAUCUGGUCUGGCAUAUCAGGAAUUGCUGGUUCCGCAACUGGGCAGUUAAAACCUCGUGAUGCAAUUGUGAACGGCACAAAUAGCUCCUGGGAAAGCUUUGCAAUCGUCGAGGUCAUGUAUCCAAGUGCUGCCCACUUUAUAUAUAGACACGACUGGAUAGGCCUGCUCAUUCAGAUUGUGACACAGUCAUUUAUUGUCCUUGGUCUACACUGCAUUGAGCUUAUCACCAAUAUCUCCCGGGACGAAUCUUGCUGGCGAAAGGCAGCAGCCGUUGGCGUGGAAAUGAAGGGAAGCGCAACAACGACAUUUACGACUAGUUGGCAAAGUAUGACGUGUAAGAUCUUGAAGUCAAUCACACAAUGGGUAUUUGGAAAAGCUUUUACCGCCGAUAUUUCGGUGAUCAUGUCCCUAUUUCUACUCGUAACGAUGACCGAUCUUUUUCUUCUGUCGUAUAUUUUUACGGAAUAUCUGAUCAGGCGCAAGCCUAAGGGAUAUCAGCCUGUCACCUACGGCGAUAUUUGCAGACUGGCUCGAUACAUUGACGAAUGGGAUGAGACGCGUAUUUUCUGGGGUGAUAAGGGUGAAAUUGGCAAUGGAACACGUCGUGCAGGAACAGCGGGUCAUCGCUUAUGUGAUAUUCAGCCAGAUACUCUAUAUAUUGGCCUUGCUUGA
Messenger RNA from Talaromyces marneffei, 942 nucleotides. RefSeq lists its product as uncharacterized. Lineage: Eukaryota; Fungi; Ascomycota; Eurotiomycetes; Eurotiales; Trichocomaceae. The coding region runs from base 1 to 942 and encodes 313 amino acids. The record is from RefSeq and is a predicted model, not a curated record. The transcript is spliced from 3 exons.